GAAUCUCCGGCGGCGAUAUGGGAGAAGUUGGAAAAGCUGUACAUGGCGAAAAGCUUGACCAACAAGCUUCUUUUGAAGAGGCGGUUGUAUCGGUUGCGGAUGGAGGAUGAGGACACCUAGGUUGGACACAUGAAUGUGUUCAAUGGUUUAAUAGACGAGCUGAAACGGUUUGAUGUUAAAAUCAGUGAGGAGGAUCAGGCAUUGCUUCUCCUUAAUUCUCUCCCUAAUUCCUAUGAGGUUUAUGUGGAUACCAUACUGUGCGGCAAGGACACAAUUACCUUGGAGCAGGCACAAUCAGCUUUGUUGUCGUUUGAUGCGAGGAGAAAAGACAAAGCUGGGGUACGGAGUGACGAUGCAGUCGCGGCAAUUGCUCAUGGUGGUGGGAGAGGUCGUUCGUCUAUUAGGGACAAUAAAUCAAAGCACGAGAGAGCCCAGGUUCUUGCGGGCGGGAGUAGCGGACUGUGCAGUGUGGAAAAAUCUCGGUGUGACGGUGUAACUAAGACCAAGACCAAGAAAGAGGAUCUGCAGGUGGUGCCUUGUGUCGAAAGUCUUCCCGACGAGAGGAGGUCGGGCGGCGCGUCCCGUGAAGUUAUAGCCACGGCGGUACAAGAUGAUUUGGCGGAUCAAAUGGUGUAGCCCAGCGAAGGAAAGAUCUGCGGUUCGAGCCUUGCGUCGAAAGUCUUCCCGACAGGAGGUCGG
Cuscuta campestris is the source of this 699-nucleotide messenger RNA. NCBI's taxonomy places the organism in Eukaryota, Viridiplantae, Streptophyta, Magnoliopsida, Solanales, Convolvulaceae. The record is from the annotation of a GenBank genome assembly.